Neolamprologus brichardi is the source of this 1754-nucleotide messenger RNA. It is a transcript of the gene marveld1, whose product is annotated as MARVEL domain containing 1. Gene Ontology annotation, biological process: myelination. NCBI's taxonomy places the organism in Eukaryota, Metazoa, Chordata, Actinopteri, Cichliformes, Cichlidae. The record is from RefSeq and is a predicted model, not a curated record. Gene Ontology annotation, molecular function: structural constituent of myelin sheath. Gene Ontology annotation, cellular component: membrane.
ACCGGAUGCCCUUCCUGACGCAAUCCCAAAGCGAUGUGUGUCUCCUCCUGGAAUCGAGGCAUGGGUUUUUCAGCCGAAAGAAACUAAAGUUUCUUGGCUCUAAAGUUGAAGCGUCGAGGUUUGAUGUUUGUACAUGCAUGUUAUACAUUCCGUCACACUGGUAUAUAAAAAGGGGAACUACACGAGGAAUCUAGCAGCGGAUGGGUGAAAUGUUCGUUCAGUCCAGCAGAGGAGGAGCAGGCUUUGAAUUACAGGCCACCCCCUAUCCAUCUCCCAGCCCCCCUACACAGAUGCUACAUUCAACGGAGGAAAAACGGAAAAGACGAAACCGACAAGAAGGUUUAUCAUUUCAAAACUCCGGAGCUGUGGAAAGAACAGAGAGUUCCAUUUUAACCCCACACUCACCCGCUUUUGUCCCACCAGAAGCCCGGCCCUCCAGGCCUUUUAUUUUCACACUUUGCCCAUCUUUUCUCCAGCUGUUUGCAGCUGGCAAAAAAGCACCCGCCCUGUUCGGGAAAAAGUGGACCGAGAGUGACCGGAGGAGGAGAGAGAACGAUGCCACCCCAACCUCCCCAGCCGCAGGUGAGGGGGAACAUCCUGAAGUUCCUCAGGAGUUUUAUGGGAAUUACGCGGAUCCUGCAGAUCGUGUUCGGAGCCUGCCUGUGGGUAACCAUCGCCGCCAACAAAUACGGGGGGUCUAUCCACUUCGUGCUGUUCGUCGCUGUCUUCUUUUGGCUCCUCACCCUGGCCCUUUUCUUCCUCACCCUGCUGGACAAGCAGGACCUCGUGCCUUUGCUGGGAGGGGAUCGCUGGUCGUGCACCAACCUGGCGCACGACGUGGUCGCCGCGGUGCUCUACCUGCCGGCCAUAGGCGUCAUGAUCUACAAUACCGAUCGAAACUCAUUCUGCAACUUGCCUCAAUACAUGCAUCCAUGUCUGUACAAAGUCUACCUGACAGCCGCUGUGUUCGCCUGCUUCUGCUGGCUGGCUUACCUCCUGUCCGUUAUUUGUGGAGCGUGCAGAAAGUGUCAAAGAGGGUGAACUGUUGAGCAGCGCGGAAGCUUAAGGGUGGUCAUGGCAAGAUGAGGAAUAGUUAACGUCACUGUAAUUUCACUCAGCGGUUACUCUAAUCUCUGUUUUCUCCUCUCUCUUAACAAUCCACGGUGGUGGUGAAACAGGAUCGGCCACCGUUUUCUCGGUGUGUGUUUAAUGGUUACUAACAUGAAAGAGACCUGUUGGUAUGGUGGCUAAGUGCCGUGUGUUGUCUCCUUGUUAAGCUCAACAAUAGCCUAUGUAGUUAUGAAGACUCUUAUAAUAUUAAUGUAUGGACUUGUUAUUGUGGCCUAGCAGUAUAUUUAGUGGUAACAGUGAAAUGGCCUUAACAUAGCCUACAUUUUGCAGAUUACUAUUGAUGCUGGUUAACAGUCCACCUUAAACUUUUUUUAAAUAGAAUUGCUACAGUUGUUUUAACAGGGGUUUAUUUUCAUUACCUUUUUAAAUAUAUUUUUAUGUUUACUUAUUUUUUACUAAAAGGUUGGACUGAAAAAUCUGUUUGUUUGUUUGUUUGUUUUUUUAAAUCAGUGCCUUCUGUCCUAAUGCUGUAUACUCAACAACAAGGUGAUAACAACAACUCCACAACACAGAUGUGACUGGUGCUACAGUGUGUAUGCUGAACAAAAACCUUUAUCAACAGUUCAUUGUGUAAAAAUCCAAAGAGCAAAAAAUAGGCUUUUAUAAUAAAGACUAGUCAGUCA